Messenger RNA from Phaedon cochleariae (mustard beetle), 660 nucleotides. Lineage: Eukaryota; Metazoa; Arthropoda; Insecta; Coleoptera; Chrysomelidae. The record is from the annotation of a GenBank genome assembly.
AUGGCUAGCAGUUUAGAUACCUUAUCAUUAUACUUAGAUAAUGAUAGAAAAAUAAUCACGCGGAGAUGUUACCGCAACGAGGAACAAUUCAGUUUGCUGUGUCGGAAGGGUGUCUGCCCUUAUGAUUAUUUAGAUUCUUGGGAAAAAUUGAGGGAUACUAAUUUACCAUCGAUUGAAUCUUUCUUCAAUAAACUGAAUGGAGAAGGAGUAUCAAGAGGUGAUUAUGAACAUGCGCAUAAGGUCUGGCAAGUUUUCAACAUACAAACGUUACAACAAUAUGUUGAAUUAUAUCUCAAAACAGACAUUUUACUACUUGCAGAUAUAUUCGAGAACUUUAGAAUAACUUGUAUGUCUACAUAUAAACUAGAUCCUCUCCACUAUUACACCGCGCCUGGACUAGCCUUUGAUAGUAUGUUGAAAAUUACUGGUAUUGAAUUGGAGCUUCUUUCUGAUAUUGACAUGAUUAUGUUUGUGGAAAAGGGCAUUAGAGGAGGAGUAUCACAGUGUUCUAAUAGAUAUGCAAAAGCAAACAAUAAAUACAUGGGGAAUGAGUAUGAUCCUGGAAAUCCAACAUCAUACCUCAUGUAUUUCGAUGUUUACAACCUUUAUGGAGCUGCAAUGAGUCUCCCCCCUGCCUACGGGUGGAUUCGAAUAAGUUGA